UUCUUUGUGAAGCAACGCAACGGCGUCUUUUACGCGCGUUCUAAUAAAUUUGAUUAAACUGUAUUAAUUACAAAUCGAUAAAAUGUCUAAUGUCUCCACGAAAAAGAUCUUCAUUCAAAUUGAAUCCGCAGCCGAACAACAGGAGAAUUUAAAGAAUCAACGCAAAACCUUUAAGGUGCUGCAGCCAGGUGGCGUCGCCACUGACAAAGAAAACUUGGCUGGGCGUCCACAAAUUGACAAACUGAGCCGCCUCAAAGCUGCUACUGAGGCCUCGUUGGCUUCGACAGAUUUUGCCAAGCGCAAGAAGGUUGAAACGCGUGCUUCGGAAACUCAAACGAGCCCACAGAAAAAUCUUAGCGUUGCAGAAAAAACGUCAAUAACAGCUGAAGAUCUUACUAGUGAAGAGAAACCAGGUGAAUUGUAUUGGGAACAUUUGGCGGAGAAACGUCGUGAAGCUUUAGAGGAGACGCUAAAAGAAAAUCAACAUUUGCACGAACGCAUUGAGGGUUUAGAAGCAGAAUUGGAUACCUCUCGUCAAAUGUUGGAGGAGGCACGAAAUUUGGUAGAAGUAUUGACGGAGAUGUUAAAUGAAAAUGAGGCUGAGCGUGAAAUUGAGAGUGACGGUGGCGCCGAACAAGGUGCAGCUGCUGGCAAUAUACUGGAGGAUGAUGACAACAGCAAUGCAUCCAAAUCGAGUGCUGAAACCCCGUUACCUAGUGCAGAGCUGAAGCGAUUGGAACACCCACGCACACCUUAAACAAGUACAAGCUGCCGGAGAAGGCUGACUUUUUAGCUUUACUAUAUUAGCUCAAUUGGAGUCGUCUCGAUCAACGUACUAAUUUACAAGUUUAUUACCUAUAUAUUACCUUAAAUACGUUAGUUUAUUUAAACAUUAUUUGUAUUAAUAUUUUUACCCGACAAGUACGCACCAAAGCUAAACGACGCGACGCUGCUGCCCAGUAUCGGUGCUCCAGUGCAGUACAAAAUAGUUAUUAAUCCUUACAUUUAUUACAACUUUUUUUUUUUUAAUUUGUAAUUAAAAUCCAAACGUUCAACUGUUUUAAGUAAUUAAUUUUUAAUGUUUGUCCGGUAUUAGUUACGGAUUUGAAAUGGAAAUUCAUUGUUUACAUUUAUUUCCUACUAGGAUUAACAAUUGCGAACGUAUGCAUAUGUAGUUCUUGAAAACUUAAAUAAAUUUAUUAGUUGUUGUCAAA
Messenger RNA from Zeugodacus cucurbitae (melon fly), 1214 nucleotides. It is a transcript of the gene geminin, whose product is annotated as geminin. Gene Ontology annotation, cellular component: nucleus. Bases 83 to 757 code for a protein of 224 amino acids. The transcript has 3 exons. Gene Ontology annotation, biological process: negative regulation of DNA replication; negative regulation of cell cycle. NCBI's taxonomy places the organism in Eukaryota, Metazoa, Arthropoda, Insecta, Diptera, Tephritidae. The record is from RefSeq and is a predicted model, not a curated record.